AUGCUGCAAGAGGAAACGCGAAGGCAUCAGAUCACAUCGGACCGAACUUGUGAGCGGAUCACCUGGCACUUCAGUCCACCGAAGGCACCGCAUUUCGGAGGAUUGUGGGAGGCAGCAGUGAAAGUGGCCAAGCGACAACUCGGCAAUUCCAAGCUAUCCUUCGAGGACCUCAGUACCGUGUUGACGCAAAUCGAAGCGAGCAUGAAUUUGCGUCCCAUCGUACCAUUAAGUGAGGAACCGAAUGACAUCGCUGCGCUCACUCCGGCGCAUUUCCUGAUCGGUGGCUCAAUGCACUCGCUCCCCGAACACGACCUGCAUCGAACGCCGCUGAAUCACCUCGGUCACUACCACCAGCUUUAG
Ochlerotatus camptorhynchus is the source of this 360-nucleotide messenger RNA. RefSeq lists its product as uncharacterized. Lineage: Eukaryota; Metazoa; Arthropoda; Insecta; Diptera; Culicidae. Gene Ontology annotation, molecular function: nucleic acid binding. The record is from RefSeq and is a predicted model, not a curated record. The transcript has a single exon. The coding region runs from base 1 to 360 and encodes 119 amino acids.